UAUAGAGGGAAGUGUAUGUUAACGCACCGGAUGAUCGCCGCUCCGUUGUGCGCCAUGUGCCAGCUAAACAGUUACACAACCCGUCCAAUCGUGGCCGUUUUUUGAAGGAAAAUUAAAGGAAGAGCCGCUGUCGCACCACACACACAGCGGUUUGGGAGUCGGGGGGAGCGCCAUGGAGGAACUGAAAAAGGACGUCAAAGCGAACCCGGCAGCGACGGCGACUCUUUUCUCUCAGGUGUUCUUCUGCUGGUUAAACCCGCUGUUCCGUAUCGGCUACAAAAGGAGGCUGGAGGAGGAUGACAUGUACAAAGUGCUUCCGGAGGACGGGUCCGAGAGACUCGGUCAGGAGCUACAGAGACACUGGGAUUACGAGGUUCAGAAGGCUGCCAAAGAGCUGAGGCAACCCAAACUCACCAAGGUCAUCAUUAAAUGCUACUGGAAGCCAUAUGCAGUGCUGGGCAUCUUUACGCUCAUCGAGGAGGUCAUCAAAGUGGUGCAGCCAGUGCUCUUGGGGAAGCUGAUCCAGUAUUUUGAGAAUUACAGACCAGACGACAUGGAAAGUCUGUACAAGGUCCUCGGCUAUGCUGCUGGGAUGUCUUUAUCCACCAUUGGACUGGCCGUGCUCCAUCACCUCUACUUCUAUUAUGUCCAGAGGACGGGCAUGAAGAUCAGAGUAGCAAUGUGCCACAUGAUCUACCGGAAGGCCCUGUCCCUCAGCAAUGCGGCCAUUAGGAAAACCACCACGGGCCAGAUAGUCAACCUCCUGUCCAAUGAUGUGAACAAGUUCGAUGAGGUGACGAUCUUUCUUCACUUCCUGUGGGUGGGGCCUCUCCAGGCAGCGGUAGUGGUUGGGCUCUUGUGGCUGGAGAUCGGGCCCUCGUGUUUGGCGGGCAUGGUGGUCCUCAUUAUCCUGAUGCCUAUGCAGACCAUGUUUGGAAGGCUGUUCUCCAAGUUCAGGAGUAAAACGGCGAGUCUCACCGACAACAGAAUACGCACCAUGAACGAAGUUGUGUCUGGAAUCAGGAUCAUCAAGAUGUACGCCUGGGAGAAACCGUUUGCAGCCCUGGUCUCGGAUGUCAGAAGGAAGGAGAUCUCCAAAAUUAUGAAAAGCUCCUAUCUGCGGGGGCUGAACAUGGCCUCCUUCUUCUCAGCCAGCAAGAUCAUCAUCUUCAUCACUUUCACUCUCUACGUUCUCCUGGGAAACCCCAUCUCCGCCAGCCGCGUCUUUGUGACAGUGUCGUUGUACACGGCCGUGCGGCUCACAGUCACCCUGUUCUUCCCCGCCGCCAUUGAGAAGCUGUUCGAGUGCCGUGUCAGCGUCAGCAGGAUAAAGACGUUCUUGCUUCUGGACGAGAUAGCAAUCAAACAUGUUUCACUGCCACAGGAGGGGAAGAAGGAGCUUCCUGUGGAGAUCCAGGACCUCAUCUGCUACUGGGACAAGACUCUGGAUGCCCCGUCUCUCCAGAGCAUCUCUCUCACUGUGAAGGCACAGCAGCUCCUGGCUGUGAUUGGACCAGUGGGGGCAGGAAAGUCGUCACUGCUGAGCUCCAUCUUAGGAGAACUGCCUCAUGACCAGGGGGUGCUGAAGGUCAAAGGUCAGCUGACAUAUGCCUCCCAGCAGCCCUGGGUGUUCCCUGGAACAAUCCGCAGCAACAUCCUGUUUGGUAAAGAGCUGAACCUUCAGAAGUACCAGAGGGUCCUGAGUGCCUGCGCUCUCAAGAGGGACAUGGAGCUGCUGCCAGACGGAGACCUGACAGUGAUUGGGGACAGAGGAGCCACCCUCAGCGGGGGACAGAAAGCCCGUGUCAAUCUGGCCAGAGCUGUGUACCAGGAUGCGGACAUCUACCUCCUGGAUGACCCUUUAAGUGCUGUGGAUGCUGAAGUCGGGAGACACCUCUUCGAACGGUGCAUCUGUGGCCUGCUGAAAAACAAGCCUCGCAUCCUGGUGACCCACCAGCUGCAGUACCUGAAGGCAGCCGACCAGAUUCUGGUCCUGAAGGAGGGCCACAUGGUGGCACAGGGCACAUACAGUGAGCUGCAGAGCUCUGGGUUGGACUUCACCUCUCUACUGAAGAAGGACGAGGAAGAGGAGCAGCAGAUUCAGCAUGAGGUCUCCUCACGGAGCAGGACUCUGUCCCAGAACUCUGUCCUCUCCCACACCUCCUCCGUGCACUCGGUCAAAGAUGGAGCCGACCAGCUGCCGGCUGAGCCGGUGCAGGCUAUAGUGGAGGAGAGCCGCUCCGAGGGCACCAUCGGGGUGAGCCUGUACAUCAAGUACCUGAGGGCUGGAGCCAACAUAGUGGUCCUGCUGGCAGUGAUUUCACUCAACUUCUUCGCUCAGGCAGCAUACAUUCUUCAGGACUGGUGGCUGGCUUACUGGGCUGGAGCGCAGGAGAAGCUUGACAGUAACGGCAACAACACCACAAUCCAAAACGGCCUCAACGCCACCAAAGAGCUGGAUGUGGAUUUCUACCUGGGCAUUUACGCAGGUCUAACUGCAGCCACCCUUAUUUUUGGCUUUGCCAGGAGUUUGCUCAUGUUUAAUGUGCUGGUGAAAUGUGCACAGACCCUCCACAACCGCAUGUUCUCCGCCAUACUACGUACACCUGUACGCUUCUUUGACAUCAACCCAAUCGGAAGAGUUCUUAAUAGGUUCUCAAAAGACAUCGGCCAGCUGGACGCCAGCCUGCCGUGGACCUUUGUGGACUUCCUUCAAGUUUUUCUGCAGAUCAUUGGCGUAAUUGCCGUGGCGGCAUCAGUGAUCCCCUGGAUCCUCAUCCCGGUGUUCCCCCUCCUGAUCGUCUUCAUCUUCCUCCGACGCUACUUCCUGGCAACCUCGAGGGACAUCAAGCGACUGGAGUCGACCUCCCGGAGCCCGGUCUUCUCCCACCUGUCUUCAUCUCUUCAGGGUCUGUGGACCAUCCGAGCCUUCAGAGCGGAGGAGAGGUUCCAGAAAACCUUUGACGCCCAUCAGGACCUGCACUCAGAGGCCUGGUUCCUGUUCCUGACCACCUCGCGCUGGUUCGCUGUCCGCCUCGAUGGCAUCUGCUCCAUAUUUGUCACCAUCACCACGUUUGGCUGCCUGCUGCUCAGAAACCAGCUGGAUGCAGGAGCAGUGGGCUUGGCCUUGUCCUACGCCAUCACACUCAUGGGCAUGUUCCAGUGGGGCGUCCGGCAGAGUGCAGAGGUGGAGAACAUGAUGACAUCCGUGGAGAGAGUGGUAGAGUACACAGAGCUGGAGAGUGAAGCACCCUGGGAAACCCAGAAGCGUCCUCCCCCUGAAUGGCCCAGCCAAGGUCUGGUAACCUUUGACCGGGUCAGUUUCUCCUACAGCGCAGACGGCCCACAGGUCCUGCACAACAUGAAGGCCAUGUUCAGACCCAAAGAAAAGGUUGGCAUUGUGGGUAGGACGGGUGCUGGAAAGAGCUCUCUGGUGUCGGCACUCUUCCGCCUUGCAGAACCAGAUGGUAAAAUCUUCAUCGACGGUGUUUUGACCUCUGAGAUUGGCCUCCACGACCUGCGCCAGAAGAUGUCCAUCAUACCUCAGGAUCCAGUGCUGUUUACAGGUACCAUGAGGAAGAACCUGGACCCUUUUAACCAGCACACAGACGAGGACCUGUGGAACGCUCUCAAAGAGGUCCAGCUGAAGUCUGUGGUGGAGGACCUGCCCGGUAAGAUGGAGACAGUUCUGGCCGAGUCGGGCUCCAACUUCAGCGUGGGCCAGAGGCAGCUUGUGUGUCUGGCCCGAGCCAUCCUGAGGAAGAACCGCAUCCUCAUCAUCGACGAGGCAACAGCCAACGUGGACCCCAGGACAGACGAGCUGAUCCAGCAGACCAUACGCCAGAAGUUUAGAGAAUGCACUGUGCUCACCAUCGCUCAUCGUCUCAACACCAUCAUAGACAGCGACCGCAUACUGGUCUUAGACGCCGGGCAAAUCCAUGCCUAUGAUGAGCCUUACACCCUUCUUCAAGACCAAGAUGGGAUCUUCUACAAGAUGGUACAGCACACCGGCAAGCAGGAAGCAGCAGCUCUACUGGAAGCAGCCAAACGGGCCUACGAGACCAGAAGUCGUCCCAACACGUCAAACGGACACGCAGGGAUGACAGAGGGCAACUUGGUUAUUUUCGAGACAGCUCUGUAACCGUAUGGUGGGUUCUCGCUGAAUGACUGCUUUUCCAAAAGGUUCCCAAAACGUGCCUCCUGGGCUUGUGCUAUAUGCCCCUCCGAACCCCUGUGUGCACAGAGCGGUCGUGCCUCGAUAGAAACUCUUCAUCCACUCCAUGUGGUCAGGAGAUAGAGAUGCAGCCUACUGAGAGCAUCAGAAACCUCACUGUGGUCUCAAGUGGCAGGGCCAAAUAUUUUACGCACACGUUUUUUCCGAGCUUAGCGUUUGGAAAGCACUGCUGUAAAAAAAAGAAAAGGAUUCAACUAGAUUUCUAUUUAUUUUCUGUACUUUAUAUUUAUCCCGCCAGCAACUUGUCCUAAGCUGUUGUUGCACGGUAUAGAUUACUAGACAGGUGACUAUGUUAUGUGCCUUGAAUAAUUGUAUAUUCUGUGAUUGGUCAGCACAGCCUAUAUUGGGUCAUUUAUUAGCCAGUUUCUUUUUUAAAUGACAGAUUAAUGCCCGUGCCUUAUUCGAUGUCUUGUGGCAUUUGUACAUUGUUACUCAGUUUGUCGUUUUUAUUUUGUAUCUUAAUCCAGAAUUACUGUUUGACAAUCUAAAUUAUGUUGCAGAGAAGCUUGACAUGUUGCUUUGUUGAGGGUGUAGAACAAAUUCUUUCCUUCACAUGAGGCAUUGUUGCACAGGACUAAAUACAAUGUUGCAAAUUGUUACCAGUGCAAGAUUUUUGAAUCUCUGUGUGUUGAUACUUUUGUGCCUUGUGUGGAAGAAUCAGCCGAGAGUUGUUUGUUCCAGGCGUUUAGGAACAGUCUAAAAGGGAGAUUUUACUGCUUGAUGCUAUUUGUGCCUUGCUGCAUUCACACCACCACGCCUUCUUACUGCCAGUGUGUGUCUGGCUGCAGUCGGGCCGUCUCACAAGGCUUCCUUUCCCCGGACCUCUCGAAAGGAGACUCUUCAAAAGGACCGGGAGAAGUUUAAAGGAGGCCAUAGCAGACGGCCAUCUGAAUGCAGACACUUCGAAUAUGGGUUUACUUGAAUGAUGUUCAGUCAGUCCUUUUGAUACCGGUUGUCCUUAGUGUUUGGAAAUGCUGCGUUAUGUUCCGAUAUCAAGCUCCGUCUUUAUCUUUCACUCAUAAAUUGAAUUAAAAAAAAUUUAAAAAGU
Molecule: messenger RNA, 5282 nt
Organism: Lampris incognitus (smalleye Pacific opah)
Lineage: Eukaryota; Metazoa; Chordata; Actinopteri; Lampriformes; Lampridae
Product: ATP-binding cassette sub-family C member 4-like
Exons: 31
Coding region: 173-4141 (1322 amino acids)
Biological process (GO): monoatomic ion transport; transmembrane transport
Cellular component (GO): plasma membrane
Molecular function (GO): ATP hydrolysis activity; chloride channel activity; ABC-type transporter activity
Source: RefSeq, a predicted model, not a curated record